Molecule: messenger RNA, 4367 nt
Organism: Micropterus dolomieu (smallmouth bass)
Lineage: Eukaryota; Metazoa; Chordata; Actinopteri; Centrarchiformes; Centrarchidae
Gene: frk
Product: fyn-related Src family tyrosine kinase
Exons: 8
Coding region: 248-1810 (520 amino acids)
Biological process (GO): protein phosphorylation; innate immune response; cell differentiation
Cellular component (GO): extrinsic component of cytoplasmic side of plasma membrane
Molecular function (GO): signaling receptor binding; non-membrane spanning protein tyrosine kinase activity; ATP binding
Source: RefSeq, a predicted model, not a curated record
UGAUUGGAACACUGGAACACGAACCAUGAACACCAUGUACAGUUCUGUACAAGGAAACUUCACAUUUACGUGGCACCCACUUCCCCCAGGCUGUUGUGUGUGAGACCUUGAGCGCAGUCUGGUCCUGGGAUUGUUCAGGACUCUCUUUAAUGGAGGGUGGACCAUGAGCUCGGAGAGGGGAUUCCCUCCAACUAUUUCUGUCUUUAUUCCCGGCACAGAAUGACUAACUGUGAUUGACCACCACAUCAUGGAGAUCCGGAAUAUGUUUUCUUCGUGUUGGGUGCGUGUUUUGGCAUGUUUCAAGAAACCCAACCAAACUGAAGUUGAUGGGAAGCCUGACACAGUUAUUGUAAAUCCCGGUGCUGAUGAUAAAAACGCAGAUGGUGACUUUCAUUCAAAAAGAUCGUUACCGCCGCUUCCAGUGGCGAAACCUGGGGAUUAUUACAUCGCCCUGUAUGAUUACUCCGCGCGCACUGAGGAGGACCUGAGCUUUAACACAGGGGACACUCUUGAGGCUCUGGAUAAAAGCCCUGGUGAAUGGUGGUUUGCGAAAGCCCUCACCGGGGUCUCGGCCUCCAAACAGGGAUACAUCCCGGCUAAUUAUGUGGCGCCUGUGGAGAGUAUCGAUGCAGAGCCAUGGUAUUUUCCUGACACCAAGAGGCAGGAUGCAGAGAAGAUGCUGCUGGCAGGAGGGAACCCGAAUGGCGCCUUCCUUAUCAGAAACUGUGAAAGUCAGAAAGGGGAGCUCUCCCUCUCAGUGCUGGACACUGGGAGGGUGAAGCAUUACAAGCUGAAAAAACUGGAGAAUGGUCACGUCUACGUGUCGAGGACUAGAUCCUUUCAAACACUGAAGGAGUUAGUGGAACAUUACUCCAAAAACGCAGAUGGCCUCUGUGUUCGUCUGAGUGAACCAUGUAAAAAGAUGGAGGCUCCACAGACUCACGGUCUGUCCUACAACACUGCGGACCACUGGGAGAUUGACCGCAACUCCAUCAAGCUGCUGAAGAAGCUGGGAGCCGGUCAGUUUGGAGAAGUGUUUGAGGGCCUGUGGAACGAAACCACAGUAGUUGCAGUGAAGACCCUCAAACCUGGUACUAUGGACCCCGAGGACUUCCUGAGAGAGGCGCAGAUCAUGAAGAAGCUGCGUCACGCAAAGCUGAUCCAGCUGUACGCUGUCUGCACCAUGGAGCAGCCCAUCUACAUCAUCACAGAGCUGAUGAAGAAUGGCAGCCUAUUGGAGUACCUCCAGAAGGAUAAGGGCAUUGCGCUGCGUAUCUCUGACCAGAUUGAGAUGGCUGCCCAGGUGGCAGCAGGCAUGGCUUUCCUGGAGUUACAGAACUACAUCCACAGAGACCUGGCAGCCAGGAACGUCCUGGUGGGCGAGAACAACAUCUGCAAGGUGGCUGACUUUGGCCUCGCGCGGGUCUUCAUGAAAGAGAAUGAAAAUGUGUAUGAAGCCAAAGAAGGAACUAAAUUCCCCGUGAAGUGGACCGCUCCAGAAGCCAUCCACGACAACAAAUUCAGUAUCAAAUCUGACGUAUGGUCCUUUGGAAUAUUGCUGUAUGAGAUCAUGACAUUCGGACAGAUGCCUUACCCAACCAUGACGAACUACCAGGUCGUCCAGAGGGUUCCCCAGGGCUACAGAAUGUCGUGCCCCCUCAGCUGCCCCAAAGUCAUGUAUGACAUAAUGAUAGACUGCUGGAAGGAGAACGAGCAGGACCGGCCCACAUUCGAGACCCUGCAGUGGAAGCUGGAGGACUACUUCGACUUGGAUAUAACCUCCUCCUACGACGACGCCAACCGUUACUAGCACACUGACCAGACUGUGACAUGUGCAAAGAAGGGGAUACAAAUUUUUUUUUUUCCUCUCUCAAAUCAAAAUCACCCAGACAUGAACAUACAUUGAUGUUUUUAUGAUAUAAUGUAAUUUAAAAUUCCAGUCUUUGUGGUCAAAUGAAAAAUCUUAAAAUGUUUGAUCUGCAGACUGUGACUGCUACGCUGUGACACAGCACCACAGCAAGAGUUGCGACACUCCUGGUCACGCUUUCUUUGACAACUGACGGCACGUUUAGAAAGGCCGUACCCUUGUUAUGCCAGACUACACUACACUUGCCUGGAAAAGGCAUCUUUCGGCAGAACUGGUUGUUCUUGCACUCAGCAUAGCACACAUUUUCUGAGAAGAUUUAUGAGUCAUGUUCACUUGCAGGCUCAGUGUGAUUGGCUUUGUGUUUUAGAGCGGGAGACUGAGAGGGUGGCAGGUGCUAUCAUCACCACUCAUUCCUGCGUGUAGCAACCAGAAGUGAAGAUAGGUGACUGUUUUUGGCCCCAGCAGCCAGAGGGGCCCAAUAAAUGAAAGCCCAAUAAAAUUAUUACUUUAUUGACAAACUACUACUUCACUCAAGAGUCAAAUACACACCCUUUAAUUCAUAAUCACAGUUUCCCUUCAGGCUUUGGUCUUUGUGCCUCUGUAACAACUGCUACAAGAGAGCUACAGAACUUGGUCAGUACAGAGCGCUGCAGGUGUCAUAGAGGCAUGGGGGGGGGGGACAAAUCUAUAAGCACAAAAAAAUCAAUGACCUCAUUUGUUUCUUAAAAAUGAAUUAUUUGUGCACAUGGACAGGAACAUAACACUAAAUGUCCUUUUGUUUUUUAGCUGCGUUGGUGAAUGAUCAACAAUGUUCACCAGCUAGUUGGGAACUUUGUUUGGUGUUGGGCAGGCAGUGUUCAGUUGGUUUACCAGAGUAACUCCGUUCACUUCACAUGCCAUUUUAUCCAUUGUUUAUAUAAAAAUGUUGAUUAAAGCAGCUUUAAGAGAUGUCAGAAAUAACUUUCAACAGGCAAAGUGCAUCAUUGAAGUAGAUUUUCCAUGGGAAGACAUCUUUCACUUCACUCUUUUAGCGCAUUAACGUUAACAGUAAAGUGUAAAACUGCAGCAUUUGGUACUGACGUAAGCUGUUUCUUGAUUCCUUUCUUGAUUUAAUGCACGUUAGUCUUUAUUUCAAAUGGAGAUGCAUGGAUAUAUCCGUAAACAUUGUUAUCUUCAACACUCCUUAAACAUAUGUUAAAUAGUAUUAUGUAAAUGUGUGCACACAAAUGAAGUCAUUGGAAAGCACGAACGAUUAUUUAGGUGCAAUCUUGAAUUUAUAUUUUGUCCAGGGCCCUGAUGCUUUUAUCUUCUCUAGGGCCUCAAAGUCAUGUAGUCUACCCCUGCAGACCAUCAGUAGCCACAAACUUGAACAGGUCUCCUAAUCAGACCCCUGACACAUUCUUAAGUGGUUGUACCUGGUGGACUGUCUCAUCCUCUGAUGAUUUUGUAUGAUGAUAAUUGUAUAUUAAAACCAUGUUAGUGUUUAUAUGAUCAUAUAGUAUUUUAACAUAAUUAUCCUGUAUGCAUAGCAUAAUUAAACAACGUAUUUAUUAUGAAUUUGGCUUGGUUAUUAGGUGUGGUUGGUUAUGAUGUGGAGAUAAACCACAGUUCUGAACCUUGUGUUUUGAAUUAAGAACACCAACAACUAGAUCAAUCGGAAGACACGAGCAAACAGAGUAAUGUACAGGAUAAUAAUAUUAGAUUAGCAAAGCUUUAAGUUCUGUGGGACAAACGGCUGUCACUGGUCAAUAUAAAGUACAACAAUAAAUGUUAAGUGGUCGAUGAUGCAAAUAUGUGAAUAUAAACAAACAAUAGCAUAAAGCUCGCAGCCCGCUGAUUUCUAUUAAACCUUUCUAUGGAACAAUUUCCAUAGAAAGCUGCCUAAUUUAAACGUCAUAUUUUCACAUUAGCUUACAGUCACUGCCUAUUCUGACGGCUACUCUGGUGCUCUCGAAGCUGUUACCAUUUACUUCCGCUGAAUUGAUCUCACUCAGUGUUUGUAUUAGGAUUAAGGGCUUAGUCCAUGUCAGCCCUGCUGAUGAGAACAUUUAUAACUUCCAGAAAUACUGCUGUAUAAGCUGUGCGCUUACCUCUCCUCUUUCUGUCUUUUAUGUCACUUGGUCUUUCUCUUUCUCCCCUGUCUUUACCCAAGACUUUGUGUUGGUUUGAGUCUUAUCAGUGCUUCAGACCUUUUUCCAAUUGUUUUAUCCUCCUGUCUCUUUUUGUCACUGAUAAACGGGAAGAGAUGGCGUUUCCCCCUCUCUCUGCGGAGCCAUGUUUCCUGUUUCACUGUCAAAUGAAGACAAAAUAAAUAAAGUAGUAAGUUUUACUUCUUCCUACUCCUUUUUGCACAUGUAAAUAGAGGUUUUUAAGUACUGGAAAGUCUGGAAUUUUACUUUGUUGUUCAUGUGUUAUUUUUUUGAUUUCUCUGAUCUUGUUCUUUUUUUCUUUUAUUUACAUGUUCAAAAUAAAAGAAAUCAAUCAAAGUGAAUAAAAGUGA